GUCGCCUAUCGACAAAUCUUUGCUACUGUCGUCCUCGCUCCAUUUGCUUUUUUCUUCGAAAGCUAUAUCGCGUGUACAUUAAUGGAAGAUUAAGGGUGUAUAUAUCAUUAUGUUGUACAUUUUGAUAUUAAUGCAAAUCAACUAUUGACAUAUACAGAAGAACAUUUUCCUUUGAUCCAUGCCUCCAUGGCAACUGGAACCACAAGAACCUACACGAGGAAUUUAUUUGAAUUUAGAUUUUCUUCAAAAUCAAAUAAAAUAUACAAAUGACUAUAUUGAGUUGCAGACCAUUCUUUAUAUCGCCACACUUCUUUUUUUAUCAGUCUAGACCCCCAACUCGUUUUCUGUCAAUGUGUUCUUAUGGAAAGGUUUUAAGUUUUUGAUAUCUGUAUAUUGCAUCAAAUGUUUGCUUCUAGAGGUUUGGAUUGUUGGAUUCAAAAUCAAAUGGUGUAGGCGUGCUGAUUCAAAAAGAAAAUGUUUUCAGUAUUGAUCAGUUUUUCCAGAACCGGACUUGGUCCGGUCCGGUUCUGAUAACAUUGACGGAAAUGUUGCUGUUUUUGUCUAUAACAGGAAAAAAUUGCCGAAGUUAACAAAACAUAUGGCCUUCCAGCUCUUCUUGUGUUCCUUGUUCGGGGGGACAUUGCAUCAAUACUUCUAUUUCGCAGGCCUUAAAAAUUCGACGCCAACCAUUGCCUGUGCAUUGCUUAAUCUAUCACCAGCAAUUACUUUCAUAAUAGCUAUCCCAUUCCGAAUGGAGACAAUCCGUAUAAAGAGGCUUUCAGGGAUUGCGAAGGUAUUAGCAACGGUUGUCUCCGUAGGAGGAGCCAUGCUAAUGUCAUUUUACAAAGGGAGCCUUAUUAACUUGGGAAAAUCAACUCUGCAUUGGAGGUUUGCAGAGAAAAUAAUCUCAGAACAUAACUCUGCUUCCGGUAAAUCUAGCAGUCUCAUUGGUCCAGUAUUUGUUUUCGUAGCUGUUCUUUGUUGGUCUAUCUGGUUUAUCAUACAAACAAAAAUGAAUGCAACAUUUGUGGCACCAUAUUCCACGGCAACUAUAAUGUGUGGCAUGGCUAGUAUUCAGUGUGUGCUUUUUGGAUUAUAUAAAGAUCACAGUGUUGCAGCAUGGUCACUCGCAUCUGCAACCAGAAUCGUUGCUUGUUUGUAUAGUGCAGCUUUUGCAUCAGCACUAGCAUUCAUCGUAAUACCAUGGUGUAUAUCUAAACGAGGCCCUCUCUAUGUGUCUAUGUUUAACCCAUUGGCAUUGGCUGUGGUUGCUUUUCUUGGUUGGGCUAUACUAGACGAAAAAUUAUACGUCCGAAGUGCUGUUGGAACUGCUAUGAUACUAUUAGGACUAUAUGUUGUUUUGUGGAGUAAACACGAGGAGAUGAAAAAUCAAAUCGUGAGAACUUCUGAUAAUGAAAAUGGUGGAGAAUCUGGAGAUGUUGAGAAAGGUGACGCUGAUACAGAAUUACCAGAGAUACGUCAACGCACUAUACCUAAUGGAAUUGUGAAUACUGAUUAGGAAGAGUAGGGGGACAGUAAUGAGAGAAAAAAAUUAGAUGAUCCUGCUGCUCCGUUAACGCAUGCAUAUGCUCUAAUGGUUGUAUUCUUCGUCCUCUUUUCAUGAACCAAACAAAUAAGGGUUAUUUUGUGUUUUUGAGUACUAAGCACAAGUGUAUUCAGUUUGUCCAGUUUAUGGUUUGGAUAAUGAUGUCAGUAACACCAAGGCAUAUAUGCGCUAAGGAUUUUCAAUGUCUCGAAUGUACUUUUUCUUCUUA
This is a messenger RNA of Papaver somniferum (opium poppy), 1775 nucleotides long. RefSeq names its product WAT1-related protein At1g09380-like. Gene Ontology annotation, molecular function: transmembrane transporter activity. The record is from RefSeq and is a predicted model, not a curated record. Gene Ontology annotation, cellular component: plasma membrane. The coding region runs from base 599 to 1519 and encodes 306 amino acids. NCBI's taxonomy places the organism in Eukaryota, Viridiplantae, Streptophyta, Magnoliopsida, Ranunculales, Papaveraceae. The transcript is spliced from 7 exons.